Molecule: messenger RNA, 1998 nt
Organism: Perkinsus marinus ATCC 50983
Lineage: Eukaryota; Perkinsozoa; Perkinsida; Perkinsidae
Exons: 17
Coding region: 1-1998 (665 amino acids)
Source: RefSeq, a predicted model, not a curated record
AUGCCCUACAUUCAGGCACUCCAGGCGAGGGCAUCUAGGGUGGUGGAUUCUAUUAAGACUACGCUUAGUCCUGGACAGGAGUUCGCGGCUUUGCGAGAAGAUGGAGAUCAGCAGUUUGGUGCAAGAAGAGCAAGAAUGUGCUUUUUAGAAGAUCCUGUGUGUGUGAGGCGGCCGUACGGCGGUGUUGGAAUUGGCCGGGGCUUGGCAAUUUCGGAGUCGCCGCCGGUGAGGUAUGCACCUAGACGACAUCAAUCGGGAGAUCUCGCUGGGCGGCUGAGAAAAACGACUGACGUCGCGUCUACUCGGCUGACGAUGUCCCCGGUCGUUGAUUCCGCCAUGUGUGGUAGGAGGAGGUCGACGGGUUCGAAUAUGAUGAAGUUGCGUAGCCGAGGAGAGACACCGAUGAGCAGUUCACCCACGUUGGACAGUUUAUUGUCGCAACCGAUACUGGCAGACCCGCAUAGUCCUGUGGUGGACGCGGCGUUUGAUGUGGUGCCGUCGGUGGGGAUUGAACCUGCGCGAGAUCCGGUGCCGGAGGUUGAGUUUAAUCCGCAUGGAGAUUUGGGGGAGUUGGCUGAUUUGUCGGCACUUUAUGAUGAAGUUGGUGCACCGGUGAAUGCUGUUGAAGAAGAGGACGAUGAUAGCAUUUCGAGUUGUCGUCGGAGUUGUGAUGAAGUCGCCGCCGCACUACACUUGCAAGGAGUUGAGCAGUGGAGGAGGAAACAUUAUGUAUUUCUACAGCACGGCAUUUGGGGACACGACACAGAUCUAAUGGGAGUGAGAGAAGCCUUAUUGGGAGAAUGUGCGACACGUGUUUCGGAGACAACUGGCAUUCACAUCGAUCCGGAAACCCAAGAGGAGGUUGAAAUCAUUACGGUCAUUUCUGAUGUAAAUACGGGAAAAACUCACGACGGUGUCAAAGAAGGCGGGGAGAAUCUCUUCCGGUUAAUAGAAGAUACGUGUGAGCCGGGCAGUUUAAUAUCCCUUAUCGGUCACUCUCUUGGGGGCCUCUACUGUCGAGCGGCAUUGAAGCUCUUAGCUGCACAACAAUCACGAUAUCCAUACACUGACCCCAGUAGGACUGUUGGCACUUUGGGAUUGGUCCCAGUCAACUACAUAUCAUUUGCGACGCCGCAUCUGGGACUACGAGAAAUGCCAGCAGUUGUACAAUUUGGUGCUCUCGUGGUGAGCGGCAAGACAGGCUCGGACUUGCUACUGAGAUCUGACACUCUCGGGGAGUGGUUGAUUGACGAGGAUGCCCUCCGAGGUUUGUCCCUAUGCAAACGUCGAAUCGUCUAUGCAAAUGUCGCCAACGAUUUAAUGGUCGGUCCGUGGACCUCGGCUAUAUCUGAUGGCUUUCCUGAGGAGAUAUCCAUGCGGUGUCGUGCUCACCCUAAGCAGCCAGUAGAGGUUCAACAGGAAGUCCUCGACAAAUUUCGUUGCUAUAGGGCAUCUGGUAUACGAAUGCGAGGAGAUGCUUCGGAUACUAUGGUCAAACGAGGAUCAUCGUGCAGUAGUCGCAGUAGUGGUAGCACGUGUGAGAAUAAACCUGUGAAAAGGGGGACUUCAUCGGCGUCCUCAAGCAUGAACUGGUCGGAUGCUGGUGAUGCUUCUAUUGAGGAGUCCAGUGACUCGACAGAGGAAAUCAGGGAGAAGAAAAAGCAUAAAAAGUGUAUGAAGAACCUUACGUGUGAGCAACUGGCGAAGUUGCGGCAAAUGAUACGCGCCUUGGAGACUCUUGAGUGCACACCGUUUCCCUGUGACUGGAAAUACUCUUUAUCUUGCAGUGAUAAACCUGAUUCAUCCGAGUCCCUCGGUACUGUGCAAGAGUCUGUAUCCAACUGGGAAAGAUAUCUUGUAUACUAUAGGAAACCAAGGAUUGAGAAUCCUGGAAACGGAGCCCACUUGAAAAUCAUUAAUAUUGAUGUUGGGAAGUCUGGCGCUGGUGAUAGCGUGCUGAAACAUAUGUCAUCGAAAAGGCAUCAGCUUCAACGAUAG